Molecule: messenger RNA, 2371 nt
Organism: Momordica charantia (bitter melon)
Lineage: Eukaryota; Viridiplantae; Streptophyta; Magnoliopsida; Cucurbitales; Cucurbitaceae
Source: RefSeq, a predicted model, not a curated record
UUUAUGAUAUGAAUCCAAAAAAUUCAGACUUUCAAUGUAAGACUUUAGACGGAAGCGCCCCUUGUAGAUCUCAUCUCCUCUUCCAAAUAUUAUAUUCACAAAUUGCAAUUCGCAGGUACCGUAAUUUGAAGAUCAAGCACAGCCCCGUUUACCAGUUUCUUCUUCUUCCAUAGAUGCAAAAACCAAGUUCAUGCGUCUGCAUUAUUCCUUUCGUACGCCCCUUUUCAUGGUUUUUCUAGAUCCCAUUUCUCCAAAAAACCCAAAUGUUUUUUCUUCUCAUCAAUAAUGCGUAAUUGAUUCGCCCCUUGGUUCUCCUACGCCUGCUUCUGCCUCUGACGGAGGGUUGUUCAGCAAUGGGGAUUUCACCGAGGGUUUUCAUUUUUUCGAUUCUCUGCACCAUCCCUUGGGGGUCUCUCGCGAUAGAGAAUUUCCAGCAAGCAUUUCCAAUUGUGGAACCUGAUCCUGGCCACACAAAACUUCGGCUUUCUAGAGAAGGUUUAGAGGCCAUUGAGAGAAUAACAAACCCAAUUGCAGCUGUUGCGGUCAUUGGCCCAUACCGAUCUGGAAAAUCUUUCUUGCUUAACCAACUUCUCUCUCUUUCUUGUUAUGAAGGGUUUGGUGUAGGACACCUGCGUGACACCAAAACAAAAGGGAUCUGGGUAUGGGGCAUUCCUUUGGAGUUGAUGAUUGAUGGAGUCAAAACUUCUGUUUUUUUCCUCGAUACAGAAGGAUUUGAAAGUGUUGGAAAGUCAAAUGUAUAUGAUGAUCGGAUCUUUGCUCUGGCAACUGUUCUGAGUUCUGUGCUUAUCUACAACCUGCCAGAGACUAUCCGUGAAGCUGAUAUUUCUAGAUUGUCAUUUGCUGUUGAGCUUGCUGAAGAAUUCUAUGGGAGAGUGAAGGGACAAGAUGUUGCCUUUGAGCCUGCUAAGCUGCUGUGGCUUAUCCAGCGUGAUUUUCUACAAGGAAAAACUGUGCAAGAAAUGGUGAAUGAAGCUCUUAGGCAUGUGCCUAAUAGGGAAGGAGACAAAAACAUUGAUCUGGUAAACCAAAUUCGAGAUUCUUUGGCUAUUAUGGGAGAUAAUAGUACAGCCUUCAGUUUACCACAACCUCAUCUCCAAAGGACAAAGCUUUGUGAUAUGAAAGAUGGUGAGCUUGAGCCAACAUAUGUUGCAAGGAGGGAAGAGUUGAAAGAGCUUGUUACGAGCAUUAUCCGUCCAAAGAUUGUGCAGGGAAAAUCUUUGAAUGGAAAGGAAUUUGUAUAUUUUUUAGAACAGAUUCUUGAAGCAUUGAACAAGGGGGAAAUUCCAUCUACCGGAUCCCUUGUUGAGGUUUUCAACAAGGGCAUUCUUGAGCGAUGUCUGAAAGUAUACAGUGACAGAAUGGCAACAUUGCAUUUACCUAUGACAGAGCAAUCUCUGCAUGGUGCCCAUGAAACACAUCGAGCAGCAGCAAUGCAAGCUUUUGAUGAACAACAUUUCGGCCGUCACCAUGCAAAGAAAUCAGUCGUACAACUUGAUGAAGAAAUUGACAAGGUGCAUAGUAAUGUUAUAUUGGCAAAUCAAUAUCAAUCCUCAAAGCUCUGUGAAGAACUUUAUACGAAGUGUGAAGAUCAAAUGGACCACCUUCAAGCUCUAAGGCUUCCAUCAAUGGCAAAAUUCAAUGCAGGUUUUCUGCAAUGCAACCAAAGUUUUGAGCUAGAGUGUGUUGGCCCUUCAAAAGAAAACUAUGAGCAUCGCAUGUCAAAGAUGUUGGGGAAGUCACGAUCUCUCUUUAUCAAGGAAUACAAUCACAGGCUUUUCAAUUGGUUGGUGGCCUUUUCUCUUGUCAUGGUGAUCGUGGGAAGGUUUAUUAUAAAGUUCUUUUUAAUUGAAAUUGGGGCAUGGAUGCUAUUUAUCUUUUUGGAGACAUACACAAGGAUGUUUUGGUCGGCCGAGAAUCUUUAUUACAACCCCAUUUGGCAUUUUAUUGUAGCCACCUGGGAAACAAUCGUUUAUAGCCCCAUCCUGGAUUUGGACAGAUGGGCAAUCCCAUUGGGUGUGUUGGCUGGUGUUUUGGUUGUUUACUGGAGGUGUUGUGGAAGAAGAAAAUAUGGGUCCACCCAUUGGCUCUUACCAUUGUAUAACAAUCCCAAAAGUGGUUCACAAAGGCCAAGAUCAGACUGACCAAUCAUAAAUCUCUUGCUUUUCUUCGAGCAGUUCACUGCUACUUCUUUUUGAUCUUUCUGGCUGGCGAGCUCUUCACCUUUUUGAUACACGAAGCGCGCCAAAGCUUCAAUUGUAGUUAGGAACGAAUUUUAGACAGGUGAUUUAUAUCUCAAUCUGUAGUGAUAGCAUAUCAGAAAAAAAUGGAGAAGCAAAUGUUGUUGUCCGUC